GUGGUUAGUGGUGGUGGUGGAGCCCUGUGGUGGAGCUAGCCAGCUGCGACUGAAAGCAGUGGAGGAUCUCGCGACGCUAGCGAACAUCGACAAAGAAGAGACAGUUUCGUGGCUCGUGCUGGGCUGCAGCGCCGAAUACCAGCCAGGACCUCGCAGUAUUAUUCGCAUGGCGUCUGGCAGGUGCUGAGCGUCGCUGACGAGGUCCGAGAGGCAUCAGCGCAGUCGUCUGGACACCCCCUGCCUCUCAUCGAAAGUCGAGAUCUGCAGGCAUCCUCCGCAUUCGCACCAGCUGGGGUCGUCCGCAUGGUGUUCAUGGUGGAUGUCCUGUGCCACUGAGGCUGAACUGCUCCUUGACAGCGUCGUUGGCUGAGUGCGAGCAUGGAGCCUCGGUUUGCGGGCUUCCCGACUGUCUGGGAGCCAUACACUGCUGACCGGUUGGUUGACCUCGCUGGUCGGCAGUGCCUCCAGCAGCUGUCUCAGCUGAUGGCUGUUGGGCCAGAGCUCAGGCUUCCAGCUCCAUUGUGUGAACGACUGUUGAAGCUGGCCGGAGACGAUGAUUACCCAGGCUGCACCUCUGCCUGGUGUUCACUCAUUGAGCUACUGGUUAUGGCACCUGAUCGCACCCGCUUGGAGAGGCUGCGGGUGCCACCGAAACGGCCAUUGAGCGAUGAUGAACUGGCAGCCCUGGCCGUGAUGCACCCGGUGCGGGAGCUGGAUCUCGGCAAGUGUGCGGGCCUGACUCCGCAAGUGCUUCCGCUGCUGGCGCAAGGCCUUGCAAUUUCUACGGGCACGCUGCAGUCCCUCACCAUGCCUCCGCACUUACUACAGCAGGAUGCUGGCUGGACAGGCCUUUCUUGGCUGUGGUCCCAAACAUCCUUGGAGCGCCUGUCACUCUCUCGAGCGGGACCACAGCUUUCAGCCAAUGCCCACUGGAAUCUCUUGCGGUCGCUGCGACAGCUCGACUUGUCUCACUGCAGCAUACCACAUGGGGAGAACCUCGCUGGGCUGGAAGCUCUCGCUCCAACUCUUGCUUGGCUCAGCUUGGCUGAUGUGCCAAAGUUGCACCUCGGGCUCGAGGUUCUGUGUCAACUCAAGGCCCUCAGGCACCUGGAUCUGUCGCAGAGCACUAAUAAACAGGGGCAGGGGUUCUAUCCCCAGCCAAAUAGUUGGCUCUCCAUGCUAGCCGAGUCGCUGCCUGAGCUCACCUCGCUUGACCUCUCGGGCACCAACUUGCCUGGCAAGGAACCGACCUAUGAUCAACACGAGACCCCUGGGACUGGGAUGCGGUCGUCAAUUGCAGGUCUUCAGUGCCGUGUGGAGCACCCCCUGGACUUCCUUGGGCUCCUGAACACGCCGUGUGAUGCUUGCUACCGCUCCAGCAUCCCUGCUCUCAGGGUGUCCGGGGAUGCCACGGAGGAGCAGGUGCUUGUGUCAGCACAGGCAUACCAGUCACGGCCCCUCAUGCUGCAGAAGGUGCUUAACGACCUCUUCCAUGUGUUCCGCUACGAGGCCUGUGACCACCCGCGCCUAGCGCUAGAUGUUGUGCUUUCGUCCAUGGCUCGGCACCCCAAUGACAAGCAUAUUCAGAUUGCUGGAAGUGCAUCACUUUUUUACCUGGUGAAAGGCGAGGAGAGGGCUAACUUUAAUGUCAGCAUUCGAAGGAAGAUCAUCAAGUGUUUGCUGGAUGCCAUGGGCUACCAUCGAAGUGAUACAACGAUGCUGCGAAAUGGCUGCCUGACCAUGAUUCACUUCAAAAUACCCCAGGAUGUGCUGUUUGACUAUGAGCGGUUGGUGGACAUGCUCCUGUUCAUAGUGUCCCAGUAUGACCAGGAUGAGUUUGUUCAGCGCAUUGGCAUCUACCUGCUCAACUCACUGGCCUGCCAGGUUGACGGUUGCCAGAAGCGCCUUGUCGGCGACAAGGGAGCCAUUGCGAUAAUGCUUCAAUUAAUUGACGGUCGACUGAGGACGCACACGUCCGAUGAGGUCAUGGAGACUGCGUGGAGCACCAUGUGGAAUGUUACUGAUGAAACACCAAUCAACUGUGAGAGGUUCCUGGAUGGUGGGGGAAUGACAUUGUUUCUUGAGUGUUUGAGGAUUUUCACGGACAAACCUGAACUGCUGCGCAACAUGAUGGGACUGCUGGGCAACGUGGCUGAAGUGCGGGAGCUCAGGCCACGGCUCAUGCAUGAUGAGUACCUGCUUGUGUUCAGUGAACUGCUGGACAGUGAAAGUGAUGGCAUCGAGGUGAGCUACAAUGCAGCCGGCAUCCUGGCACACAUCCUAUCAGAUGGGGCUGAGAGCUGGGACCAGGCUGCCAUCCAGGCUGUCUCACGUGGCCAAGUGCUGGUGCGCAUGCGGCGGGCCAUUGACCGCUGGGCACUGGUCACCAAGCGCAACAUCAACUACCGUUCGUUCGAGCCAAUCCUACGACUACUGCAGUGUGAACACACCCCAGAGGCCCAACACUGGGCUGUCUGGGCCCUGGCCAAUCUUACUCAAGUCUACCCUGGCAAGUACUGCCCCCUGGUGCGGGAAGAGGGUGGCCUCGAGAUGCUUGAACGACUGAUGCGGAACCCUAGGCCAUACCCACGUAUCCACGAGCUCGCCAAGCUCAUCAUUGAUCAGUGUGUCAAUGGGGUCUAUCAAGUGGAGUGGUGCUUCAAGACUGGAAAGUGGGCAUGGGUUAACCUCAUCCAGCAACCAGACUGAGCAUGGCGAUUCAAUGUUCCUGGAAGAAGAGACCGCGUGACAGAGAGCCCCUGUGUUGGGUCGCCAAAAAGAUUUGCAAUAAACGCUGCUGCAGCGAGUUGCAGCGUCUUCGCACCAUAUGUGUUCUCUUCAA
Molecule: messenger RNA, 2842 nt
Organism: Dermacentor albipictus
Lineage: Eukaryota; Metazoa; Arthropoda; Arachnida; Ixodida; Ixodidae
Product: protein zer-1 homolog
Cellular component (GO): Cul2-RING ubiquitin ligase complex
Molecular function (GO): protein binding
Source: RefSeq, a predicted model, not a curated record